Molecule: messenger RNA, 813 nt
Organism: Brassica rapa (field mustard)
Lineage: Eukaryota; Viridiplantae; Streptophyta; Magnoliopsida; Brassicales; Brassicaceae
Product: glutathione S-transferase T3-like
Source: RefSeq, a predicted model, not a curated record
AUGGAACCAAUUUCCCUUAACUCUCACGGGUUCGUUAACCUCCUUGCCUCCCAGAGCAGUCAACCAAUAGAUAUUGGUUGUUCUGAGGUUCCAAAAUCUGCGGAAAGGCGGAAAUGGACAACCAAAGAAGAUGUGGUGCUGAUCAGUGCUUGGUUGAACACCAGCAAGGAUCCAAUCGUGAGUAAUGAGCAGAAGGCUGGCUCAUUUUGGAAGCGCAUAGAGGAGUUUUUGAAUGCAAGCCCUCUGCUCGUUGGCUCCGUUCCUAGGGAGUGGAGUCAGUGUAAGCAGAGGUGGGGUAGGGUUAACGAACAGGUUUGCAAGUUCGUGGGAUGUCACGAAGCUGCUUUGAAGAAGCAAGCCAGUGGAGAAACUGAGAAUGAUGUCAUGAAGGCGGCUCAUGACAUCUUCUUUAAUGAUUACAAUUCCAAGUUCGUUCUUGAACAUUGUUGGAGGGAGCUUCGGUUUGAUCAAAAAUGGAGAUCCCACACUUCGACACGAGAUGGUGCAAAGGAGAAGAGGAAGGAACCUGCAGAGGAGGUGGGUCGCGAGGAAGAUGUUAGGCCUCCCGGUGUGAAGGCUUCCAAAGCAGCAAAACGCAAGAAACACUUGAAUGAACCAGCGUUUGAUCAGAUAGAGAGCAUUUUAGAGGUCACGGGUUCAAGGAGGAGGAUGCGUGUGGACGUGGUUGUAGGUCUCGGUAUCUUUAUGUAUCAUAUCAAGUCACGGGACCUUCGGUUAAUAUGGGUGUAUGUACCCAGAGGAUGUGUUUUCAAGUCACGGGUGUAUGUCCCCACGACUUGCCUUUUCAACUGA